CCCCUCUUGCUCCACCCAUCUUUCUGUGUCUAUGGUGAGCGAGGGGGACGGAGCGCCCUCCUUUUUUUCUGGACCGGAAACGGGAAGCGCUCCCACUGCCGGACAUGCGUAGUGAGGCGGCGCCGGCGGCUUUGCGCGCAUGCGUGGAGGGCUGGCCCGGGGAGGCACGUGAAGGUCGCGGGGAGCCUUCUCCAUUCACACGUACCGGAGCGCGGUUUCUUUCCCGUCUCUCGGCUCCGCUCCGCUCCGCCGGCCCGGCAUGGACCCGUCGUCCGCCGUGGGGGACUUGGGAGCGGCGGUCAACGACCCGCAACUGCAGCACUUCAUUGAGGUGGAGACGCAGAAGCAGCGCUUCCAGCAGCUCGUGCACCAAAUGACGGAGCUCUGCUGGGAGAAAUGCAUGGACAAACCUGGGCCCAAGCUGGACAGCCGAGCGGAGGCCUGUUUUGUGAACUGUGUGGAGCGCUUCAUUGACACCAGUCAGUUUAUUCUUAACCGUUUGGAGCAGACGCAGAAAUCCAAGUCGGCUUUUUCCGAAAAUCUCUCGGACUGAACUGGAAGCUGCAGGGUCACUGUUUUCUUUUGUUAAAGGGGAAGCGAUCUAUGAUAUGGGAAUGGAGGAGGUGGCUAAAAGAGAACAGAGGAAAGGAUCUCUAGGGAUACGCUGUGCAGGGGGUCAACCUCCAUGUCUGUGAUGGACGCCUGAGCUUCCUGACCACCUUGACUGAUUCUGGUUUUAAAUUCAACUCUUAUGGACAUCAGCAGUCAGACCAAUGAGGCCAUAUAACAUCACACCCUUGAUUCUUAACAUGGGCUUGUGUUGCCUUUUUUUAUUUUUAAAAAAUAUUCUAUUUUGGAUAAUGGGAGCCUCACAUCAGAAUUUUGACUUGAACAGCUUGCUUUCCCAGUGGUGUAACCAGAGAAGCACACCUGUCAAUGCUUGAGGACUUCCUUGUUCUUCAUGGUAUAAGAGAUCAGGGAAGCUUCAGACGCCAGUGUGAAUCCAGGAAAGGGCAAGGGGUCUAAAUGUGCCUUUAGAAAUGGUACGGUGCUUUAUUAGCAUGAGUCCUUUAAACAGUAUGAAUCUCUUGCCUGCUACUUAUCUGAACAUGCAACUGAGUUGACCUUUGUUAAGCUGUGAAUAGGUGGUAGCAGAUGAACAGAGGGAGGCAAACAUAGUUUGUGGGGUGUAUGCCAGUAGAGACUCAUCCAUUUUUUAAUGAGGUGCUUAUUCCGACCCUCCUUAUCACUGCUAGGAUGACAAAUUCAAGGGGCAUGGCUGCUGGGAAGGAAUAUCAUUUACAUGGUCAUGUAAAUGUUUCACUCACUAAGUCUAGAAGUUAAUCCUCAAUUUCUCGAUUUACUCCUUUCCUCUUGAUCAGUGGAAUAAACAUCAGCUGAAUCCAUUUUAAGCUG
Pogona vitticeps (central bearded dragon) is the source of this 1416-nucleotide messenger RNA. It is a transcript of the gene TIMM8A, whose product is annotated as translocase of inner mitochondrial membrane 8A. NCBI's taxonomy places the organism in Eukaryota, Metazoa, Chordata, Lepidosauria, Squamata, Agamidae. The record is from RefSeq and is a predicted model, not a curated record.